AUGAGCCCUAAACCCAAGCCAGUACAGUUUGCACACGUGUUGGUUACAGAUCACAACCAUGACUUUCUUGGUGGUUUCUUCCGAACGAGAUAUACGGAGUGCUUGGAGAUCCAAGAAUGUGUGCUCCAGCAAGGACAUUGGCGGGUCGUUUUGAUCCGACUAUGCUGGUGUGUCGACAAGGGGUCAUUCAUUCUUAAUGGAGUUUCGCAUGCCAAUGCGGUGCAAUUUACCACAAAACAAAACCAACAUUUCUCUGCAGAACAUAUUUAA
This is a messenger RNA of Necator americanus (New World hookworm), 270 nucleotides long. RefSeq lists its product as uncharacterized. The transcript has 2 exons. The record is from RefSeq and is a predicted model, not a curated record. Bases 1 to 270 code for a protein of 89 amino acids. NCBI's taxonomy places the organism in Eukaryota, Metazoa, Nematoda, Chromadorea, Rhabditida, Ancylostomatidae.